Molecule: messenger RNA, 478 nt
Organism: Caenorhabditis angaria
Lineage: Eukaryota; Metazoa; Nematoda; Chromadorea; Rhabditida; Rhabditidae
Source: the annotation of a GenBank genome assembly
AUGAUCUAUUUGUUUAUCGGAUUUCUUGCUCCAGCAAUUUUAUUCCUUAUUCUUGGCCUUUUUGCAUGUCUUCGAAAAACGACUAGAUUUGACGAUAAAGAUUACCAGUCAAUUCAUUCAAAUGAUGAAAAUAAUGUGUAUGUUUAUGUUUUUAUCUGAUUUAUAGAAAAUAUGUUGGGUUGAAAUUCCAAAUUCUGAAGAAAAAAAUUUUCAGACGUAUUCGUAUGCCAUCGCCAGCAGUCAGCGAUGCUUCAAGCUAUCAAAUGAUUUAUGAAAAUCCACAUUUUAUUGAAUACAAACGUCCGCCAAGUUAUCAGGAAGCUUUACGUCAAAAAUCAUGGUACCUCAUUUUUUUUACAAUUUUUUUCUUCAAAAUACUGUGAUUUUCAGUAACUCCAGUAGCCGCCAUUUGCCUCCAAAUCGUCCCAAAAUUUUGGAGCAACCAGUCACACCUCAACAGUCAUAUAUCGUGUAUUAA